Molecule: messenger RNA, 3165 nt
Organism: Anas platyrhynchos (mallard)
Lineage: Eukaryota; Metazoa; Chordata; Aves; Anseriformes; Anatidae
Source: RefSeq, a predicted model, not a curated record
UUUAGGAUGAGGACUCCCAUAACUCCUUUGUGGCAGAAGAUAGUCAGCAGUGUGCAGUUUGAACAGAUUCUGUUUGUGCUGAUCUUUUUCCAAGGGCAAAACAGAUUCUGUUACCAUCUGAUUCAGAGGCAGAGGUUCCACACCUUCAGGAGCUGUCAAAGCCAUCUGACUUACCACCUGUAGGUCAGUUUUCCCAGGUGUACUGGCCAAACCAAUGUAAAGUCAUCAGGGACAGAAUUGAGCACAUUGAUUGGAUACCCACUACCCCUGAGCCAAUGUACACUCCAACAGGUUUGGAGAUGAUGCCGCCAUACCAACCUCCUGACAAAGGCACUGUGGUUUAUCUUGGAGAAGAAGCUAACACAGCAUCCUGCUUCAUGUAUUCCCAAGUGAGAGGUCUGUGCCCCAUGAAGCAGGUCCUCCAUCAGAAACUGGACAACACACUCAUCUUUGAAGCACGGUUCGAGAGUGGGAAUUUGCAGAAGGUGGUUAAAGUUAAUGACUUUGAGUACCAGCUGACCCUGCGCACCGACCUCUACACGAGCAGACACACACAGUGGUACUACUUCCAAGUCAGCAAUACUCAGGCAGGGAUGCCGUAUCGCUUCACUAUUGUCAACUUUACCAAGCGUAACAGCCUGUAUAAACAUGGUUUGCGGCCACUGUUGUACUCAGAAGCUGAUGCUAAGAAGCACAAUGUUGGCUGGCGAAGGACAGGAAAUGAAAUCAAGUAUUAUAAAAACAAUGUGGGCGAAGGUGGACAUCAGUAUUUCUCACUCACUUGGACGUUCCAGUUUCCUCAUGACAGAGACACCUGCUAUUUUGCCCACUGCUAUCCUUACACCUACUCCAACCUGCAGGAGUACCUGGUGGACAUCUCUAAAGAUCCAGAGAAGUCCAAGUUCUGCAAGAUUCGCAUCUUGUGCCGUUCCCUGGCAGGAAAUAUAGUGUAUGUCCUGACUAUCACCAACCCUCCUGAAAGUGGCAACGACACAAAGAGGAAGGCUGUGAUACUAACUGCAAGAGUGCAUCCAGGAGAAACCAACAGUUCGUGGAUAAUGAAGGGAUUUCUGGAUUACAUUCUUGGCAAUUCACACAAAGCUCAACAGCUCCGGGACACUUUUGUCUUCAAAGUGGUGCCAAUGUUAAAUCCAGAUGGUGUGAUUGUGGGAAAUCAUCGCUGCUCUUUAACAGGAAAGGACUUGAACCGCAAAUACAAAUGCAAGGUGAAGAAAUGUUAUCCUUCCAUCUGGUAUACCCGAAACAUGAUCAGAAGAGUGAUGGAGAAACGUGACAUUUUUCUGUAUUGUGACAUCCAUGGUCACAACAGAAAACAAAAUGUCUUCAUGUAUGGUUGUGAGAGAAAGCAGCAACCAAAAGCACCGUACUUGCAGCCACGUGCCUUUCCUCUCUUGCUGAGCAAGAAUUGCCCAGAUAAGUUCUCAUUCCCAGACUGCCGUUUUAGAGUACGAAAGAGCAAAGAAGGUACAGGUCGAGUUGUAAUGUGGAAGAUGGGCAUCAACAACAGCUACACUUUGGAAGCCUCUAUUUGUGGCUCUAAGUUGGGCUGGAGACAAAGCACCCAUUUUGAUAUGAAAGACUUAGAGUCAAUAGGACAGCAUUUCUGUGAUGCUCUCUUGAACUACUCUGUUCAUAAUGAGGAACAAGAGAAAGUAGUGAGACAGCAAACUAAGGUGAAAUCUGAAGUCCUCAAUUCUGAUUUAUACUGGGAUUCCAGCAGUCAAACUUCUGACAGCUCAGACUCCUGUGAUCUUCCUGCACACAGGCAAAAACUAGGCACUAAGAAAGACAACAAAACAUCAGGAGAUCAUUUUAACAGUAUUGCUAAAGACAGAAAUCAUGAAAGCAAAUACAUGCCAGGCACUGAAACUCAACAUAAGAUAUUUCAGGAAUCUGACCCAGUAGAAAAAGUAAAAUUGCCAAUUACAGCCUCUGCCAAACAAGUAGGAAAGGAUUUCAGCCCAGAGAGACUCACCCAUGAUGCUGAAGGCAAUGGUAGAAAUACAUCUGUGCCACAGAAGUCAAGAAAAAGUGUGUGGCCUGAUAUAAACCUAUCCACAAGAGAAAGUUUCCGUUCAUCCAGCUUUAAUCUGAUUUCCCAGAAGACAAAGAAGCACGAUGGCAGAAGUGUCUCCAGCUCUUCGGAGAAGACAUUUCAAUAUUUAAAAGGUCAUGAUCGUAUUGCAAAGAGCAAUUCCAAAAAAGAAGAAAGGAAAAUGGAGAGUCUCCCUUUAAAGCCCGAAAGACUCAGGAAAAACUGGACAGCAAGCCAAGAUGUAAAUUGUAGGAAGAGUAAAUCCUGCCAGGCACGAAACACAUUGCAGUUCUCUCUGCCCUUACUGCCUCAAGCAAAGAACAGACAACCUGCUGCAAAAUAUCAGGAUGUGUAUUGGAGUCCCAGUUCUUCAGCCAAUGAAGGCCCAUGAAAGAGUAUCAUCCAUCUGGUGUGCUUAAACAAUUCCUAAAACAAAGUAACAUUUAUCUUAAACAAUGCCUACUGUUUCUGUAUGGCAGACUCCACUUCCAGAAGGAACUGUAUAAAUAGCUAAUGACCCUCCACCUUCUUUUUUUUUUUCCUUUAACUCUAUUUGGAAGUUUUCCUUAUAUUCACCAGGAGAGUGAUUAUUCACCAAGCAGCAGAAGUCACCAUCCCCUGAUCAUAGUGGAGAAAGUGGAGCCAUAAGCCAUGAAAAUCAUUUCCCCUUUCACCAGCAAACCAAAUAAAUUUUACACACAGAAACAUUUGACAUAAAAUCAGUACACAAAUCAUGGAACUCCUUGCUAAAGGAUGUGGAUGCAAAAAUGGAUUCAGUUGGACAUGUGCCUUAAAGAUAGACCACUGAGAGUUUUUAAAUAGACAAGCCACAUAUGGCUUGGGAAAUGUCCUCAGCUGACAAGAGUAAGAACCUAGGAGAGUACUUGGAAAAAGUAUAUGUUUGUUCCAUUCCUACUCUCCCCUGGGCAUCCAAACAGAGUCAUCUUGGAGACAGAGCGCUGUGGUAGGUGGCCCCUUGGUCUAAACCAGUAUGACUAUUUGUUACAGCCAUACGCCUGCAUAGUUUGUGUCAUCUGGGGGGGACAUAGUACUGUAUGGACACCUGAGAAAAUGAAAUAAGAUUAAAAAUAUGGUUCUUUAAACAGGUA